Molecule: messenger RNA, 507 nt
Organism: Parnassius mnemosyne (clouded apollo)
Lineage: Eukaryota; Metazoa; Arthropoda; Insecta; Lepidoptera; Papilionidae
Source: the annotation of a GenBank genome assembly
AUGUCAGUGUGGGUGGGCAGUGGCUGCAACGGCGGCGGCGAGGUGCGAGCUACGCACGUCGCCACCGCCACUGUCCUGUCAACUAACACCUCCAUGGAGUCCGGAAUUGAAGCUGGAGUGUUGCCUACUGUUACGGGAUCCCUUGCUUCGGCCCGAGACUCUUUGGGAUCGUUGUCUCGCGCAGCGGAACAACUUUACGACACAGAUCACACGGAUCUUGGUUCGGAGCUUGAUGAAGCGGAAAUCAGGCGGGAGUUGAUGCAUGACAAAUGGCGGCUCCUUUUUGAUCGGUUCGAUCCGGAGGGUUUCGGCGAGAUCCCGUGGCCUGAUUUCCUACAAACACUUCAGAAUCCAGAUUUUAUAGCUCAGGUGCCGCCUCACAAGCAUGAGAUACUUCUGGACAAAGCGCGCAGUGCAACUACUGAAGCGAUUACAUUUCAGGAGUUUGUUAACGUGGUAAGUAUCUCCUGGCUUAAUUACCCGUCCAUUCAGUAUAGUUUUUUAUGA